AUGAACACCCUCAGCCUUCUCCUUCUCCUCCUCUUCAACCUCAACUUCGCAAACGCCGACGACCUCCUCUCUCCAAACCACUUCAGCACAACCAUCCACAAACGCACCCUCCAAUCAUGCGAGGAAAGCCAUGGCUCCGGAUUCCAGCAAUGCGGUCCCGCUGAAAGCGGCUAUUGCUACAAUCCCACCCAAGGACAGUCCGAAUCCCUCCAAGAUUGCGCCACGGCAGCAGGCUUCGACAUCCCCGCCUCUGCUUCCGCCUCUACGUCCAACAGCAACGGGAGCUUCUCCGCCUCCACCUUCGGUCGCCACCACAAGAACAAGAACAGCACAACCACCGUCAGACCCAGCGGCACCGGCGCGACGGGAAUCGCGAGGCCCACAGGCACGGGAAGCGUUGGCCGCGGGGGCAACUCCACGAUAGUUCCGCCCGUCGUGUCUUUUGCGGGGGCCGAGACUGGGGGUGUUGCGCUUAGUCUUGCGGUGGCUGUGGUUGUGGCGGUCUUUCUGGUAUGA
Scedosporium apiospermum is the source of this 516-nucleotide messenger RNA. RefSeq lists its product as uncharacterized. The transcript is spliced from 2 exons. The record is from RefSeq and is a predicted model, not a curated record. The coding region runs from base 1 to 516 and encodes 171 amino acids. Lineage: Eukaryota; Fungi; Ascomycota; Sordariomycetes; Microascales; Microascaceae.